UAGAAAACAGAUAGCCUGUACGUUACCGUUCACUGCAGUACAAGACAAGGGCUUAUGUGAAGUCAGACUUGAACAAGCCUUCAGCUAUGUCCUGUUUGAACUUACCAAAGAAGUAGUGAUUUAUGGAAAAUUCUGGUAGGCCUUACAGGCCUAAGCAAGGUGGCUGGGAAAGAGGAGCAGCAGCAAGAGACAUGGCAGAUGGAUGGAGGAUGCAGGACCAGGCUCGAGGACAGAACUUGAGAUCAGAAGGAGCUCAGCAGGGCAAGAAGAAUCAGGGUGCACCCUACAGGGCAAGCCCCAAGAAAGGAGGGCUGGGACCCCUGAGCUACUCUCCUGGUGGAUUAAGAAGUGGCCACAGUCCUUCUCAAAGGGAUGACUUUCAAUGGUUUGGUCCAGAGAACAGUAGUGGUAGAAGAGAGGAUAACUGGAAUGAGCGCUUGCAGCAGCAGCAGUACUGGAGAAGGAAUACACAGGGAGAAGGUCCAAAGGAUGCUCGGGAGCAGGAGAGGAGGGAUGCCACAGAUGAAAGUGCUCAUAAGUCUGGGAGAAAAAGGAGAAACAGAAAGAAAACUUUUACUGAAGAGAACAGGGCUGUCAUGAUUGAAAAGCCUACACUCUCAAUCAAAGAGCUACGCAGCUUGCGGCAAGCAGAAAGGCGCCUUAACAGGGAUGAGAUUUACCUGCUGAAAAAGAAGCCCCAUAGCAACCCUGGUGCACUUUACAACUGUGCACUGUGUGAUGUUCUCCUGGAAUCUGUGUCUGAUGCUUACAGGCAUAUCAGAGACAAACGUCACAAGAAAAGGGCCAGGGAGAGACAAGAGCAGGUGAUGCUGACUGAGAUUCUACCUCCUGGUCCAGACCAAAUCAGUGCAGUCACUGCAGCACUACAGGCUGUUGUUCAAGAACAUGGGAUAAAUGACGAGGAUGCUGAGAGGAGAAAACAUGUAGUCUCCAUCAUGCAAGACCUUCUCCUGUCCAUCCUGCCUGAGAUCAGGCUCAGGUUAUAUGGGUCGUCUUGCACUAAAUUUGGAUUUAAGGAUUCUGAUGUCAAUAUUGACAUUCAGUUUCCACCUCAUAUGCAUCAGCCAGAUGUCUUGAUGUUGGUUAAGGAGAGCCUCUCUCUCAGCUCUUGUUUCAUUAAUCUGGAAGCUCAUUUCCAUGCCAGAGUGCCAGUGGUCAUCUGCAAAGAAAAAAAGAGUGGCCUGAUCUGCAAAGUGAGUGCUGGGAAUGAAAAUGCAUUCCAGACCACCUCCUAUCUUUCUGCUCUUUCAAGUAGGGAGCAUCUCCUGCUCCCACUGGUUUUGGGCUUCAGACGUUGGGCCAAGAUAUGUGAGAUCGACCGUCCAGAGGAAGGAGGGCUGCCGCCGUAUGUCUUCGCCCUCAUGGUUAUCUUUUUUUUACAGAAGCGCAGAGAGCUUCUUUUGCCAACCUACAUGAACCAGGAGGCGUUUCCACUCAGCCGGCUGUCAGACUUCAAUCUCACACAUACAGAGGAUGGACAUUUACACUGGACCUUCACACCUUCCUCCAAAGACCCGUCACAGCCAGCAGAGCGCUCCUGUGUGAAGGGGAAGGUUCCGCUGGUGUUUCAGAGCCCUCAUCCACCGGUGGAAGUCGGGCUCCUCUGGGUUGAAAUGCUUCGCUUUUACUCACUGGAGUUCAAUAUGGCUGACAACGUAAUCAGCGUGCGGACUAGUACUGUCCUCACUCGAGAGAUGAAAGACUGGCCAAAAAAACGCAUCGCUGUUGAGGACCCAUUUUCUGUGAAGAGAAAUGUAGCCCGCACUGUGAACAGCCAGCAAAUGUAUGACUACAUCCUCCACUGCCUAAAAACCACAUACAAGUACUUUGCACUUCCACACAAUACGCCAGCUGCUAAUCACAAGAGACAGGCUAAGUGGGGACCCAGUGAAGGGGCAAAACCGAAGGCUUUCAGUGAAGACAUGGUGGGCUUGCCAGAUCUCAGUCAGCUCACUCUUCAGCCACAACAUAAAAGUCAACCUUGCACUACAGAAAAUGAUCCUGAGGACUCUGAUCUCAUUAUUGAGGAAGAAGAAGAAAUUGAAGAAUGUAGUGACUCGGAUGAGGAGAGAGAGAAGGAAAAAGUGGACUUGGGCAAAAGCAGUUUCUCAGAGGAUGAGGAGGAUGAGGAAGAGCAGGAUGAGGAUGUAGAUAUCGACGUGGACACUCAUAACCGACUGCACUUAGACAGCUUUACCACAGAGGAUGAGGAGAUUUUUGCAGUUGAUGAGAUUUCAGGGGAGGAGCUUUUGUCUGAUGAAGAAGGUCCAGGUUUGGACACACCUGGUUCAGUUGAUGAGGAAGAAGAAGUGGAGUUAGUACCUGUCAGACUUUCACAUCCUCUUUUGGAGGAUACAGUUAAAGAAGAAAAUCUAGAAAAUAAAAACCAAAAACCAAGCAAAUCCACAUACAGCUUCACCAAGCAAGCUUUUACCAGAGGAAAGUCACACAUGGUCGUGUGCAGUUUGUGCAAGCGUGAUGGACAUCUGAAGAAAGACUGUCCAGAAGAUUUCAAGAAAGUAGAGCUGGACCCACUGCCCCCGAUAACAGCUGAUUUCCUCACUGUCCUUAACAAAGUCUGUGAGCAGUGCUACAGUGAUUUUGCUCCAGAUGAACUGGAAGUGGGUGUGAGAGAGCACAUCCUUCAAGACCUGGAGACCUUUGUUAGACGACACUUUUCUGGGGCUCGGCUACAGCUGUUUGGCUCAUCCAAAAAUGGGUUUGGCUUCAGACAGAGUGACCUAGACAUCUGUAUGGUGUUGGAAGGACAAGAAACCAUAGAAGAUGCUGCCUGCAUCAGUAUCAUUGAAAGCCUGGCAAGAUUGCUGAAGAAACACUCAGGUCUGAAGAACAUCCUACCCAUCACUACAGCAAAAGUACCCAUUGUUAAGUUUUACCACAUUCACACUGGUUUAGAGGGAGACAUCAGUCUUUACAACACACUGGCCCUGCACAAUACUCACCUACUAGCUUCAUAUGCUGCCAUUGACCGAAGAGUAAAGAUCCUCUGUUACGUCAUGAAAGUUUUUGCCAAGAUGUGUGACAUAGGGGAUGCUUCACGCGGAAGUCUUUCGUCUUAUGCUUACACCCUCAUGGUGCUGUUCUUCCUUCAGCAGAGGAACCCACCAGUUAUCCCUGUGCUGCAAGAGAUCUAUCUUGGACUGAAGAAACCAGAAGUCUUAGUUGAUGGCUGGAACGUGUACUUCUUUGAUGAUUUAAAAACACUACCCAGCCACUGGCCACAGUUUGGGAGGAACACUGAGACAGUGGGCGAGCUGUGGCUCGGCCUGCUCCGCUUCUACACCGAAGACUUUGACUUCAAAGAGCACGUUGUGUGUAUCCGACAGCAUGCCCGUCUCACCACCUUCAACAAGCAGUGGACAUCUAAAUACAUUGUCAUUGAAGAUCCAUUCGACCUGAACCAUAAUUUGGGUGCUGGUCUGUCCAGGAAAAUGACUAACUUCAUCAUGAAGGCUUUCAUUAACGGCAGAACAGUGUUUGGCACUCCGUUCAAAGUUUUGCCUCCAGAGUAUCCCAGUCAUAUGGAGUAUUUCUUUGAUCCCGAAGUUCUCACUGAGGGGGAAGUAGCUCCCAAUGAUCGCUGCUGCCGUAUCUGUGGCAAAAUCGGCCACUUCAUGAAAGAUUGUCCCAUGCGCAAGAACAGGGCCAGACAUAGGAGGGAUUCAGAGAAAAAAGCAGAGCAUCUGCGAGACAAAUUGGAUGCAGCAGAGGACGGCAGGCAUCAAGUUAGGUACAGAAGUGACAGAAGUGAACCCUGGAGGAAAAGGGAUGCACAUGAAAUGCGCUGCUGCUACCUGUGUGGAUCAAGUUCCCACAUCAAGAAGGACUGUCAACUUUACAGAAGCUCUGCAGCCCACUUGAGGAAUGUAGGAGAAAAGGAGAAACAGGGUUUGUCUAUACAAGAAGAGAAGAAAAGGAGAAAACAGAAAAAAGUGAUAUUAAGCCCACAAGCAGGACUGGUGAAGAGAGACGAGAUUAUGACUCAUUUGCACCAGCCUCAGGAAGUUUAACCUGCUGCAAUUUGGGUCGAUCGGUUCACAGGAAGAGCCCAGUUGAAUGAGCAGCAGAAGUGGAUCCAGACCACAAGAUCUACUAUUGUCAAUGCAGACAGCACCCCAAAGUCUGUAAAAAUAAAUGUGAGUGGUACUGUUGGGCCAGUGGGAGCCUGUUAAAAGCCAAAGCCGGGACACCUUGACUUGAAGCCAAAUAGGGCCUUUUUGUCUGUGGUGUUCCCCCUCCCAGAGUUUUCCUCCUCAGAAAUUUUUAAAGCUUUCAUUUUAACAAGUCAAGCCAUUCUGCAUGCAUCUGGUAUCUUUGUUUACCUACUCUGCCAAUUGUUUUUUUUUUCUUUUUAAUGAAAGAGGGGGAAAAACUUAGUACAUAACAGUCCUAGUCAUGGUGGAUUUAAAUAUCGUAUUGGGGAAAAGUGUCACAAAAAAAGGUGUCUGAUGAUGAGUAAUGUCCCAGUGAUGUAUCUUUUAAGAUAACUUAUGCUUUAAUUGUCUUAUAUUUUAUCCCAACUCUGACACUAAAGGCUCAGCAAUCCUUGCAAUUCAGGAAAUAGUGUUUCUGAACACUGCUGGAGCAAAUGAACAUGAAGAUGGCAAAGUAUGUUUUCUGAUGUUUACGAUCAUUUUGGAAUAGACGAGAUUGAAGCCAUUUUAAACAAAAUCAAAAUGUCAGUUAUUUUGGUAAUUAUUUUCAAGGGUUAAGAUUUUUUUUUUGUUUGCUUUUUAUUAUUUUCUUUUGGAAGUGAACAAAAAAAGCACAAUUAUGACUUAAGUGGCAGUGUGCCUGUUUGUGUGUUGCUGGGAUUUUCAGAAUUUUUUUAAAUACUUUUUCAUUUGUCCUCUGCACUGGCAUAUAACAGUUUAUUUUCCUGUCUUUUUUUUUAAACUGUGAGAAUAUUUGAUAGAGGAAGUGCUCUAAUAUCUCCCCCAAAGAAAAACAAUUGUUUUAUUAAUAUCUUUAUUUUUUAUUAAUUUUUUUUAAUCUGCGACUGCUGGUCUGCUUGCUGUUUUAUUGCUAUACACAGUCCUUCAGGUCCCUGGAACUGUGAACAGACAAAUGUACUUUUUUGGCUCCUUUUGUCUCCAAAUGUUAGAAAUGUGCAAAAGCAGUUGAUAUAGGGUUGAAAUGUUGCAUUCGUACACUCGAGAAGACUUGAUGAAACCAUCUGCUGGUUCAGCUGUUAUGAACAGUUCACGCACUGAUAAACCUGUAAAUCUCUUUAAUUUUAAUAGCACCACCGACUGGUAGCGGCACUGUGAGGGUCCACGCCCUGGAUUUUUUUUUCUCUUGCUGCUAGUUGAGUCUCAAAGACAUGCUUUUCAUUCAACUUCAAAAAUAAAUCUCUGCCUUGAUUAUUUUGCUAAUAUUGCAGAGUUUUAUAAAAUAUUUGUUGGUGGUAACAAACUUCUAAUUUUUAAAAGUAGGCUUGUUUUAACAUCGGCCUUUUUGCAUUUCUUUCGAUGGGUUCAAAACGUUUAGUUGCAAAUUAAGGAAUCCUGAUCCUGCCCCGAGAGUGUGCCUUGCCAUCCAUUUUGUGUCUCAAAAUUAAACUGAUCUUGAAGCUCA
This is a messenger RNA of Melanotaenia boesemani (Boeseman's rainbowfish), 5619 nucleotides long. It is a transcript of the gene tut7, whose product is annotated as terminal uridylyl transferase 7. Lineage: Eukaryota; Metazoa; Chordata; Actinopteri; Atheriniformes; Melanotaeniidae. The transcript is spliced from 30 exons. Gene Ontology annotation, molecular function: zinc ion binding; nucleic acid binding; RNA uridylyltransferase activity. The coding region runs from base 123 to 4052 and encodes 1309 amino acids. The record is from RefSeq and is a predicted model, not a curated record.